Molecule: messenger RNA, 2935 nt
Organism: Anopheles funestus (African malaria mosquito)
Lineage: Eukaryota; Metazoa; Arthropoda; Insecta; Diptera; Culicidae
Exons: 2
Coding region: 842-1426 (194 amino acids)
Cellular component (GO): extracellular matrix
Source: RefSeq, a predicted model, not a curated record
CAGUUGAAGCAAGAAAAUAGCGCAAAGAAAAUUGUGUACGUAGGUGCUAAUAUGUAGGUGGAAAGCAGUUUUUCAUUUUGAAGUAAUGCAUUUGUAAUGAAUAGAACUACUGAAUCCAGUUCUAGUAAUGCGUGCUUGAUUUCCUUUAUUUAUUUAUUCGCUUUUUGAAGUGCUAACAUUUAAAAUAAAUUUUCAAAUUCAACUAUGGUAAAACUAUUUCUGUGCAUCAUUUUUCACUACCGUCAAAUGAAUAUUUUUGGUAACGAAUUAGACAUUAUUAUGGCGGAAGAAUGUAUUUUGACCUCUCUAUAAUUAGUUGCUCAUCAAAAUUGCAAAACAAAGGUGAAGAGUUUUUACAAUUUAUGGUUCAGAAAAUAAGUUGCUCAUAAUGUCCUAACUCCUUUGAAGCACAUAAAUAUGUCGCAACUCUAAUCUGCAAUCACUAAGCAGCCUUGAGCAUAAAUCCAACGCACUUCCUGACCAACCUACACAACCUAUUCAAGCCCCCUUACGGUCAAAUACCGCCAUUUCCUGUGAUGGUGUGCAAAUUGGAGCUAAAUUCCCUUCGGUGCACAAUUUUGGCAUGCGGCAGUCGGCUAGGCGGGCACACCAUGGCAUCAAACAAAAAAAAAGAUGAAUACAAUUUGCCUUACAACCGGGGAAUGUGAGCAUUGCUUCAUGCAAGUUAAUGUGAUUAUGGAGCGUACGCUGGUAAAGUUGUGCCGGGGUUUUCUUUUGCGCUCCUUUUGAUUACCAAUAGGAAUUAAAGAAAAAUCCUCUUUUAACGUUCCAAUGGGCUUGCCAAACGUGUGGUACCGUUGUGGUGCGUGUCUUACCGUUAAUGAUUUUAUGCUUUUCAUAUAAAAUGAAAGCUCACCGUUUGAAGAAAGGCAGUCGUGAAGGUGUGUCAGUUCAGUGCAGCCACAGCGAAAGUGAUUUGUGUGGUGUUAAAAGUGUUAUAAAAAUAAUCACCAUGAAGCAACUUUUGUACAUUCCCUGUCUGCUCCUAGCGCUUCAAACGGCAGCUGCUGUGGAAGAACACCUAGAAGAGGCGGAAGCGUCCAGUGAACAUGAGCAGGUCGUACCACAGAUUGCACAGGAUUAUGAGCACCAUGAGCCGCACGAUUAUUACGCUUACCCGAAGUACAAAUUCGAGUACGGCGUUAAGGAUCCGCACACUGGCGACCAAAAAAGCCACUGGGAGGAACGCGAUGGCGAUGUUGUGAAGGGUGUCUACUCGCUGUACGAACCGGACGGAUCGGAGCGGGUGGUGGUGUAUCGGGCCGACAAACUGCAUGGAUUCGAGGCGCACGUCAAGCACAUCACCCACGGUGGCCACGUGCAGUCGUACGGCCAGGAGCACGCCUAUCUCGGGGAGGUUCACGGUGAGCAUGGCUACAGCUACAGCAAUCAACACCUGGAGUAAGCGUAAUCGGAGGUCAAGCGGUUCGCAUCGUACCAAAGAAUCGAUCUCAGCCAAGUGUAUCUUUUUUUCCAUACUCAAUAAAUAGUUUUCCCAACGAACGCGUCCGUGGUUACGUCGUGUUUGCGAGCUUGCGAACGUGAAACUCCCGGGAUGGCAACGGAGGUUCCAUAAAUCAUAAACGUAAGCGAUCCUCUUGAUGGUGGAGAAUUGCUAAUCCAAUUUUAGGUAUCCAUUUGAUGCAGCUCCUUCUUGAAAAAAAAAUAAGUUGAAUAAUGCUAAUCGUGCGCCAGCUCUCGAUAAUGGUAACAUAAACCCAAGAGGUGCGUCCAAACACGCCUCGCCUAAGUUCGACAACCACCCACCAACAAAUUCCCAUGAAGGAACGAUCGCACAACCUCCGGGAAACAAUCUCAUCCCAAAAAAAAAAAAAAAACAUGAGCCGCACGCUCCCACGUCAAUGUUGGAAGUUUGCAAACGUUUUGUAUGGGUGUCGGUGGCGCUUUUACAUAAUCUUGCAGCUCGCACCGCGCCGCAAUGGCAUAGGUAUGAUUGAUCCACGCUCCACGGUAACGAUGACACGAAAACGGUAAUUGUUCUGCUGUCUCCAUUUCCAUCUAGCCGUAGGGAAACGAAGUUCCUAGCGAUUGAACGAGACGAUGUCCCUUUUAUGGUCCUACGCUUGAACCAAAAGAGGCAAAGAAAAUGCUGAAAAUCACAAACACCAGUUAAAAAUGACUGACCCAAUGUAUGUGAGUGUUCAUGCAUGGGCAUGGGAACGGAACACGCAAAUGCAGCCACAAAGGCAUGGAAAUUGAAAUGUUUGAAGGAUUGAUUAAUGGAUCUUUGAUUGUGCCGGUGAAGUGGCCGCCAGUAUUCCCAUUGCUGUUCCAUUUGCUUCUUCUAAUCUCCCAGUAAUAAUUCGUGUGCGAUAAUUUCUGCCUCUCUUCCAUAAAUGGUUCAGUUCGAGUGCAAAGGGUUCGCUUUUUAUUCCACCUUGAUGAAGCAUAAGAAGUGUGCCACACGAGCUGCAUGGAAAAGAGAGUUGUAGUACGAGAUGGAAUGUCACGGCACAUGAAGAUCAGCUACCCUCCUUGGGCGAAAGGGAAGGUUGAUUUUUAUCAGCAGCACCCAGAUGGUAAUGCGAUACUGCACUCUCGCGUUACCGGCUAGUCGGACCGAGCACCAGUUGGAAGGAAACGGCGUAACGGGCUUAGAGACCGUUGCGUAAGGGUCAAUUAAUUUUUCAGCGAAUGUGGGCUGGGAAAAUUGGUUUUGGGCUGCUCCAGUUAAGUGCUUAUGCUAUACACCACCUACCGGCCAACAAUUUAGGAAACAUGACGUUUGGUACGGUGCGGAUGAUGUUGAUGAUCCGCGCAUUGAAGUCACUAACGGGAGCGUGCCAGUCUGUCCAAACCGGCAUAGAACUCUACCGCUCAUAUGGCCACACGACGGCUCAAUGGAUUGUAACAGGGCUUUUUUUGUGAAAGUACGAUUAAAUAAAGUUCCCUU